Syngnathus acus (greater pipefish) is the source of this 2539-nucleotide messenger RNA. It is a transcript of the gene hoxc8a, whose product is annotated as homeobox C8a. Gene Ontology annotation, cellular component: nucleus. The transcript has 2 exons. Gene Ontology annotation, biological process: regulation of transcription by RNA polymerase II. Gene Ontology annotation, molecular function: RNA polymerase II transcription regulatory region sequence-specific DNA binding; DNA-binding transcription factor activity, RNA polymerase II-specific. NCBI's taxonomy places the organism in Eukaryota, Metazoa, Chordata, Actinopteri, Syngnathiformes, Syngnathidae. The coding region runs from base 464 to 1216 and encodes 250 amino acids. The record is from RefSeq and is a predicted model, not a curated record.
AGCACAAGCGUCUGUGACUGCACGCCAAGCUUUAAGUUUAGAUAAGACGCACACAUGCCGUGAGCCGGACUUGAGCCUGCAAAAAGCCGGGACGGAAAAACAACAAGACGCGGCAGCGCGGCGGAGGCGGCGGCAGCUACAGCAACAGCCCACGCAGCCGAAGCAGCCGAGGCAGGCAGGCAGGCAGGCAGGCAGGCAGGGAGCCAUCCGAUGAGAGCAAAGGCUCAGAGCGACUGAGCUGCCGUGGAUCGUCCGAAGGGGCAGCGUUCCUCCAGUUUCCGGUUUUGUCUGUCUGCGCGUGUGUAACGCGCCGUGUUGUGCGACUUGGGAGCCCCAAACAAAAGGCUGCCAUCACCCUCCCCGAGAUCCUCCACAGCCGCGACCGACUGAGCGAGCGAGAGAAAGAGAAAGAGAAGGAGUGCGCGCGAGAGAGCGAGGUGCAGCGCCGGAUGCAAAAACAAACAUGAGCUCCUAUUUUGUCAACCCUCUUUUCUCCAAGUACAAAGCCGGCGAGUCUCUGGACCCGACCUAUUACGACUGCCGGUUCCCACAGAGCGUCGCCCGCAGCCACACGCUGGUCUACGGACCCGGGGCGGCCGCGCCGGGCUUCCAGCACCCGCCCCACCAUGUGCAGGACUUUUUCCACCACGGCACCGCGGGCAUUUCCAACCCGGGCUACCAGCAGAACCCGUGCGCACUGGCGUGCCACAGCGACGCGGGCAAAUUCUACGGAUACGAAGCCCUGCCGAGGCAAACGCUGUACGGCAGCCAGCAGGAGGCGAGCCUGGCGCAGUACCCGGACUGUAAAUCGUCGGCAGGCUCCAACCCCGGGGAAGGACAAGGCCACUUGAAUCAAAGCUCCUCGCCCAGCCUCAUGUUCCCCUGGAUGCGACCCCACGCGCCAGGACGACGCAACGGCAGGCAAACGUACAGCCGCUACCAGACUCUGGAACUGGAGAAGGAGUUUCUCUUCAACCCUUACCUGACCCGAAAGAGAAGAAUUGAGGUGUCGCACGCCCUGAGCCUGACUGAGCGACAAGUGAAAAUCUGGUUCCAGAACCGCCGCAUGAAGUGGAAAAAGGAGAACAACAAGGACAAGUUUCCGGGUCAGAGGGGGGAGGCUGAGGCUGAGGCCGAGGAGGAGGGCAACGAGGACGGUGAAGGCGAAGAGGGCGAAGACAAGGAAGCGGAAGAGCGAGAGGAGAGCAAGGAGUGAUUUUAUGGUCCUUUUUAUGGUUAUAGGGCUGAAAAAGAGAAGGGAGAAGAAAAAAAAGGAGAGCGAGGUCUCAUAAACGGAGCAGGAGUCGCGAGCGCGUCAUUUUUAUGGCCACCCUUUCCUUUUGUCAAGUGGCAACAGGGAUUCCAACAAUAUUCCCGUCAGGCACAUUUAACCCUCGUUAUCCAACGAGAUGGCCCAUUUUCGGAGAAAAAAUAAACACAAAAAAAAGCGCUUACACCUUGUUUUGGAUUGCAUUUGCCGCCCUUGCAAAACGGAACAAAAAGGGAAAUAAAACGCAUGUUAAUGAUUUUUUUUUUUUUUUAAUGGCCGCGCUAUACUUUUGGGCGGACCAUUGCAUUAAAAUCAGUUCAAACGACGCGAUGCAAAGUGUAAAUAAAGCGCCCAAAUCAUUUCAAAGUCAAGCGAGGGCUUUUAGUGGCGCUCUCAUGCAGCAAUCAUCGCAGCAAUUUGUACAAACAGCCACUUUUAGGAUUGUCAUUAGGAUCAUUCUCGUCAAUUGAUGCAGUUUCAGUCCGGAUGGCCUGAAAACAUCCACGAUCUCCCCACACGCGCUUUUUUAUUUUUUAACCAGGAAAUUGCAAUCGUUUGAAAUCAUUUGAUGCUACCUAAACCUGGGGAGAAUUGCAAUAGAGAUUUCUCGAUAUAGAGAUUUCAUACGUUUAUUAUUCUUAUUAUUAUUAUUAUUUGAAAGUGUUAUACACCCCCCACCCCACCCCCAUCCUCACACCCUCGCGCAACGCACCGAUCUUGUUUUCUUAAGUUAUGUACAUGUAGCAUUUAGUCAAUACUUGUUGAAGACAAUUGUUGGAAGCCAAGCAAUGAGGAGAUUGUUAGCACGCAUGCAGGCACUACCUAAACUUGCGAGCCGCUCGCUCGCACGCUGCCUAAUUUGCAAAAGUCACACUUGCAGCCACUCGAGUCGAGACGAGACGAGACGCGUGGCACGGCUCGCCACGAACCACAAACGAGUUCCCCAACAACUCAAACUGCCUACAAGAAAACGCACAGUGACUGCGCGUAGAGAGCUGCAACACUCUUUCCUUUGAAUUUCAAUGUGGUGGUGAAAUAGAUAGACGAGGUUAUUUUGCUUGUUUCCUUGCUUUUUGGUUUUCUUUUGUUUGUUUGUUUGUUUGUUUGUUUGUUUGUUUGUUUUGCACUGAAUAUAACCUUUGUGUAUGUCUUGUUAUAUAUUGAUGUUAACAAUUACGCUCGUUUCAUGGUGUUUCUCCUGUGAAAGACAACUUUGUGUCCCACCAUUGUUGAUGUCAAAUCACAAAUAAAGAGGAUGCCUCACAAUCA